Vicugna pacos (alpaca) is the source of this 2022-nucleotide messenger RNA. Its product is annotated as olfactory receptor 2J3-like. The record is from RefSeq and is a predicted model, not a curated record. Gene Ontology annotation, molecular function: G protein-coupled receptor activity; olfactory receptor activity. Gene Ontology annotation, cellular component: membrane. Gene Ontology annotation, biological process: G protein-coupled receptor signaling pathway. NCBI's taxonomy places the organism in Eukaryota, Metazoa, Chordata, Mammalia, Artiodactyla, Camelidae.
ACCUUUGUUCUUUUUCUCAAGAUUGCUUUGUCCUUGAAUUUCCUUUUUUUUUUUUUUUGAGUGUAUGUGGUUCUUUCCUCAGGUAACAAGAAAUGAAUGACAAUGGACAAAAACAAUGCAAGUUCUGAAGGCUACUUUGUUUUACUGGGUUUUUCUAAUUGGCCUCAUCUCGAGUUAGUUCUCUUUGUGGUUGUCUUGAUGUUCUACCUGAUGACGUUGAUAGGCAACCUGUUCAUCAUUAUCUUGUCACGACUGGACUCCCAUCUCCACACACCCAUGUAUUUCUUCCUCUCAAACCUCUCUUUUCUGGAUCUCUGCUACUCUACCAGCUUUAUCCCUCAGUUGCUAAUUAACCUCUGGGGCCCAGACAAAACCAUCUCUUACACUGGUUGCAUGGUUCAACUUUACUUUUCCCUUGCACUGGGAACCACAGAAUGUGUGCUACUGGUGGUGAUGUCCUAUGACCGUUAUGCAGCUGUAUGUAGACCCUUGCAUUACACUGUCCUCAUGCACCCUCGUUUCUGCCAUAUGUUGGCUGCGGCUUCUUGGGUGAGUGGUUUUACCAACUCGGCACUUCAUUCCAUCUUUACCUUCUGGGUACCCCUGUGUGGACAUCGCCAAGUGGAUCAUUUCUUCUGUGAAGUUCCAGCACUGCUGCAAUUAUCAUGUGUUGAUACCCGUGCCAAUGAACUGACCCUCGUGGUUAUGAGCUCCAUUUUUGUUCUCAUACCUCUCAUCCUCAUUCUCAGCUCCUAUGGUGCCAUUGCCCAGGCUGUGCUGAGGAUGCAGUCAACAACUGGACUUCAGAAAGUCUUUGGCACAUGUGGAGCCCAUCUUAUGGUUGUAUGCCUCUUUUUCAUUCCAGCCAUGUGCAUAUAUCUCCUACCAUCAUCAGGAAAGUCUCAAGAUCAAGGCAAGUUCAUUGCCCUGUUUUAUACUGUUGUCACACCUAGCCUCAACCCUCUAAUCUACACCCUCAGAAACAGAGAUGUAAGAGGGGCAGUAAAGAGAUUAAUGGGGCAAGAGUGAGCCUGUAUACUUGUGACAUUAACCAUAUAAUGGAGACUGUCUUCACCAAUGGUUCCUCCACCAUCCUUUCAUCAACCACUCUUUGAUUCACUCCCUCUAUCAGCACUUAUUGAUCUUGUGCUCUCAGGAGGUCACAGAGUUCGUGGUAGCAAAUGUGAAUUAAACAGUCUGCCUAAAUACCAAUCACUCACUAGUGGAAACAACAGCUAUGUGAAAUCAAGAGCAAACAUCAAUGUUAAAUUUUUUCAGUGCAUAAACUGAAUUAAAGAGUAUCUUUUUCUUAAUUGAAAAUGAGACAUGAAAUUGUUUUAAGAAUGGCUAAAAGAGCAGGUUAUAAUUCCUAUGGAGAGAUGAUAUUCUUAAUUUUAAGAAACCUAGAAUAAAUCUUUUAAUUUCUCGCCUUCUAGGCCAAAUUCAUCAUUAAAUUUGUCUUCUUUGGCUUAAUUAAAGAUAUAGGGAAAUACCUUAAGUCCUUUCUCCAACACUGUUAUUCUCUUUUGAAAGUAGUUAUGUUUGAGAGGAAUUUUGAUCUAUAUUCUUUAUUAUACCAUUAUUAACAGUGAGAGAACAAGUUUUAUGAAUCAUAGCAACAAGGCCUCUGAAAUAAUGCAGAAAAUGUAAGCAUUUCAUAUUUCUUAUUUUUCAAGGCAGUGAGAAGUGUAAAGGAGGUGGAAAUAUCUUUUAAAGCUGUGCUAUACAGCUUUAAAGUAACAAUCAUUAUACGUUAGAUAUUGUUAUGUGAAAUAAGGACUUGGAACACCUGUAUAACCCAAGAAGCAGUACAGAAUAUCUGAGGUGAGUGAGUACCAGGCUUUGAAAAAUGACUUGAUAAAUCUGACGGGUAGUUGAAAGAAUAACAUGAAAAUAUAUUGGGAAAAUUUUGUUUUAAAACCUGUAUGCAAAAUGUUAGUUUUUUUUUCUUUUUAAGCUUGAUCUGAUUUGAAUAUUUGUGGUUGGUAUGUACAUUAUGAAAAUCAACUUAUAUAUUUUCCA